CCCCCUCUUGCGACAGCGCACCUGAUCGACGCCCAACCCUACCAGUCGACAUCAUGGUUGCCUUUGGAACAAUACUUGUUUCGCUUCCUGCGUUCUUGGAUUUUCUCUUUCCUCCUGCCUCACCGUCCCACAAUCUCAAUCCCAGCCCUGCUUCUCUUGAAUCUCCCCCUCGUCUGGUUUUCUGCCUCGCCUGGUCAAAAUGGCCUUGACAGACCUCGUCCUCCUGGUCCUGCUGUGCACCGCGCUCGUCUUCUCCAUCAUCGAGCUGGGCCUGUCCGCCGACGCGGUGGACCUGAGCAUCGGCGCGUCCGUCGCACACGACCGCUUCAGCUUCGUCGUCUUCUGCUCCGUGUGGACGCUCCUCCUGGCUUCCUUCUUCAUCUUCUUCCCAUACUUCUCGUCGCGCAGGGACACCGAGCGCUUGAUGGCGCCCUUGACCAUUGCGCUCAACGCGGUGACCAUGAUCUUCUGGUUGGCUGGGUUCGCCGCCGUCGCGGACCUCUUUGGCGGCGGCAAUCCCCAAGGAGUGGCCGGCGCGCUGUUGGCUUUUGCGGUCAUGCUUUGGCUGCUCUUCCUUGCGAUCCUCAUCCUUAAUAUCCUCACGGCGACCGGCGUCCUUCGGAGCGAGAGAAUGGGCCAUUCAAGAUUGACAACGGGCAAGCCUGCUGCCACUGUGUAGCUGUCCUCAGUGAGACGAAUCUGACAAUCAAAUUUGAGGGGUAUCACACGGCAAAAUGCGUUUAGUCCGUGGGUGAUGGCACCGAAUUGGUCUAGGAAUGGGAAUAGUUCGUUUGACGAAUAAUACAGAGAGAGAGCACGAACUUCGUCCUCGACGGGGGCCUCUUAGU
This is a messenger RNA of Cladophialophora immunda, 848 nucleotides long. RefSeq lists its product as uncharacterized. The transcript has 2 exons. The record is from RefSeq and is a predicted model, not a curated record. NCBI's taxonomy places the organism in Eukaryota, Fungi, Ascomycota, Eurotiomycetes, Chaetothyriales, Herpotrichiellaceae. Gene Ontology annotation, cellular component: membrane. The coding region runs from base 200 to 679 and encodes 159 amino acids.